CGUGGUGCACUGGCGGUUUCUUGUGACGUCACCGGGAUUUGAACGUUGCGCCAUCAUCAUGGUGUACGGAUCUCCGCUCGUCCUUCCCGAACCCGCCCCGGGGGAGCCCGAACUACCGGAGGAAUGGCGGCUCUACCAGAUGGACACCCGGGUCCGGACCUACAGCAACUGGCCGUUCACCGAGGGCUGCGCCUGUACCCCGGAGAAGAUGGCGGAGGCGGGCUUCAUUCAUUGCCCCAGUGGGAACAGUCCGGACGUGGCGCAAUGCUUCUUCUGUAUGAAAGAACUGGAAGGAUGGGAGCCGGAUGAUGACCCCCUGGAGGAACACAAGAAACAUUCUCCGCACUGCUUAUUCCUCACCCUGAAGAAGACGGCCGAGGAGUUGUCACUCGUUGAAUUCCUCAAGCUGGAUAAGGAGAGAGUCAAAAUAAAAAUGCAAAAGGCGAUGACGAAGCAGAUUGAGAAGUUCCAGGCGGCGGCGCAGACUGUGAGGAGCUCCUUGGAGCAGCUGGAUAAAGAGGAUUUGGAUGAAUAGGAGCAAGAGCCGCCGUCCCUGAUCGGCAGUGUUACAUUGUACAUAGUGUUUAUAUUCUCUCCUGUAUAGCUUUCCGCCUGUGUUCGGAUUUUGGUUUUUAACUGUUCAGUUAUUAAAGAAUUUACUUUUCACUUUU
Rana temporaria (common frog) is the source of this 671-nucleotide messenger RNA. It is a transcript of the gene BIRC5, whose product is annotated as baculoviral IAP repeat containing 5. The record is from RefSeq and is a predicted model, not a curated record. The coding region runs from base 59 to 535 and encodes 158 amino acids. The transcript has 4 exons. NCBI's taxonomy places the organism in Eukaryota, Metazoa, Chordata, Amphibia, Anura, Ranidae.